UCGGUACGAUUUCAAUAUUAUUUGCUAAUAGCUAGCCUAGCUAAUACAAUACUACGAAAGUUUUGUCAAAAUUAAAAAGCCAUUUUUAUAGCAAAGGAAUUAGUUAAUAAAGUCAAUUCAUUAAAAUUAUAAAAAGAAUUUAAUUACGGAAAAAAGGAAAUUUGAACGAUGAGUGCAGAUAUGCCAAGAAAUGAUGAAAGCCAACAGCAAGAGCCAUCACCGCCUAGCAGAAAUUAUAAUGGUGUUCUUGCACAUGCAAAAGAAAAUAAAAUAGACACGGCUAUGUUGGGAACAAGAAUUUUGACAAUUUUUUUCACGAUAUUAUAUGUAAUCCCCAUUUUUGGGAAUUCACAAAAAUAUUUUACUCAAGCAUUAAUAGCUAAUGCGGCAACAAGUGCUUUAAGAUUACAUCAACGCUUACCGCAAUUUGCACUUACAAGAGAAUUUUUAUCUCUCUUAUUAAUAGAAGAUUCUUGUCAUUAUUUAUUUUAUACAGUAAUAUUUUUAUAUGUUUCACCAGUAUUCUUAAUAUUGCUACCUAUAUUUUUAUUCGCUGUCUUACAAUCAUCGAGUUAUACUAUAAAAUUAUUGGAUAUUUUAGGUACAAAUUCGAUGGUUAUUUUGCGGCUAAUUAUUUCAUUUGUUGAAUUUCAAUCAAGAAAUAUCUUACGUUUAUGCGCUUUUUCUGAAAUAUUUUUGAUGCCUUUAUGCAUUAUUUUAGUGUUUAUGGGCCGUGCUGGUUUGUUGACUCCAUUUAUAUACUAUCAUUUUCUCUCAAUGCGUUAUUUAUCCCGCCGUAAUAUGUAUACAAGACAAAUGUUUUCAGAGCUAAGAAUGGCGGUAGAAGUAAUGGCAAGAAACUCACCACCAUUUAUUAACAGGAUAUUACUUGGUGGUAUAUCAUUUGUGACACGCUUAGCUCCACAACAGCAAGCAGCAUAAAUCUAGCUUUAACAAAAAAAAAAAAAUUUUACAUGAAUAUAAGAAAAAAGGUUAGACAAAUUUUUUUUUUCGUUACUUUUUAAAUUUUUAAAACCAACGUGUGUAUUAUGUAUUCUUACAAAUUUAGAUUCAGAAUAUCAGAAAGGUUUUGAUUCUUAUAAAAUAGAACAUAAAUUGUAUAAAUCUAAUUUAGACUCCAGUAUUUUCAAGAUGGCAUCUUAAUAAUAUGUUAAUUUCACUAGAAUUUUUAGUUUAUUAUAUUUUGUCUAAACAUUUGAUAUAAUAUAAAACUUUUGUAUAAAAAUAAAAAAAACUUUGAAGUUUAAUUACAAAAUAUAUAUUAAAAGAAAUUAAUUAUUCUUUAAAUCUUAUUAUA
This is a messenger RNA of Condylostylus longicornis, 1318 nucleotides long. It is a transcript of the gene Kr-h2, whose product is annotated as Krueppel homolog 2. NCBI's taxonomy places the organism in Eukaryota, Metazoa, Arthropoda, Insecta, Diptera, Dolichopodidae. Gene Ontology annotation, biological process: endoplasmic reticulum tubular network organization; membrane organization. The transcript has 5 exons. The record is from RefSeq and is a predicted model, not a curated record. Gene Ontology annotation, cellular component: endoplasmic reticulum; membrane. The coding region runs from base 169 to 942 and encodes 257 amino acids.